AACAGAGGAUGAAUCUGAGACCAAAUAAUAUUAAUCCAGCUGAUUGGCGGAAAUUUGUGAAAAUCAAAACAAGUGCAAGCUUUAAGGUUGUGAGUGAUAAAUAUAAAGAAAGGAGAAGGAAACAGAUUCCUCACACUACUAGUCGUAAAGGAAUGGUCAGACUAGCAGAGGAUAUGAAAAUUGAAAGUGGAGAUCCAUCAGAAGUGACUAGGCUGAAGGUGUGGGUCAAGUCGCGUACCAAAAAAGAUGGUACGCCAGUGAAUACGAAUGCAGCUGAGAAGAUUAAAAAGGCAGCUGAGCUGGUUGGUAGUGAUGCUCCAACAUUGACAACAAAUCCAGAAGAAGAUCACCUCUCCCAACUUCUAGGACCUGACAAUCCUGGUCGGCUCAGGGCAAUGGGUAGAGGCAUGAGUAAGACAAAAUUAGCUUGUUUCCAAAUAAAGACCAAAUGUAUGACUGACAUGCAAGAGAAGCAAGUUCAAUUGGUUAAGAAGGUCAAUGAAUUACAAGAGGAAUUACUGAAAAUCAAGAAUCAGGUUAGAUACUUUAUUAGUUCUCAAAUUAUACAUUUAGUUGCUGAGUUAUUACAUAGAUUUUGACUAGUUUUAAAUAUUACAGAGACAAGAAGCUGAAAUAGGUGAAAACUCAGCUGCUAGAGUAAGUUAGAUCACAUCAAUGUCUGAUAUCAGUGAUUCCUUAUUUUUAUUUUAUAAUUGACAUUUUUCAAAUCAAUAUUUUGUAGAGUGUGAACAAAAGAGCACUCCCAAAGUGUGUGUUGUAUGAUUGGUCUGAUUCUGAUGAAAACAUUGCUGAGGGGCGAAUUCUUUCUUCUGAUCCUGAUGACUUGGUGAAUAACUGUCGCCUAGGCCCUACAGAUCUUAAAGUGUUGGUAGAAACUGCUACCAAACCAGAUGCAUUCCUUUGGAGACCAGCAAGUAACAUGUUCACGGUUGAGGAAGCUGUUGGACAAAUAAUUGCUUGGCCAGCCUCUAAGUGUGUUCUAGUUGACAAGGACAUCCAAAUAGAAGAUAUUGCGCCUCUGGGUCUUAGAACAAAUUCUCUGAACAAAUGCAAACUACUAGAUUUGUCUAGCGAUGAAGUGAUUGUUGCUGAAGGUCGUUGGCAGACACAAGAACCAAGCGCAUUGGUUAAUGGACUCCCUCUCGGACCAAAGGCAGUUAAAGUAUUUGUGGAUCAAGUCCAUCAGCCUGAAACUUUUAUAUGGAGGCCUACCAUGGAAAUGACAUACCUUGAGGACUGUGUUAUGGCUUUUGUAUCUUGGCCUGUCAGUAAAGUUGUUUUUGAAAAUUCAACAACAGGUCACAAAUCUCCUCUUCAGAAUUCUGCAGCAACUGUAUCAGGUUCUAAAUCUGUACCAGGUGC
Messenger RNA from Arabidopsis lyrata subsp. lyrata, 1383 nucleotides. RefSeq lists its product as uncharacterized. The coding region runs from base 9 to 599 and encodes 196 amino acids. The record is from RefSeq and is a predicted model, not a curated record. NCBI's taxonomy places the organism in Eukaryota, Viridiplantae, Streptophyta, Magnoliopsida, Brassicales, Brassicaceae. The transcript is spliced from 5 exons.